AUGUACUCGUGGUCUGACUUGAAUGUGUCGCUGAAAGAAAGAAACAACAAACCCGCGAAGCUAACGACGAUGGAACAGGCAAUGCACGACCUUCAAGCAAUGCCGAAUAUGGACGAAGAUCUUUUCCAGAUGUCUUACGUAGAUGAUAGCGACACAUAUGAAGAGGAGAUCGAUGAUUUGCCUGAGGACAUUGACAGCAAAUUCGAGACCCUGGAAGACUACAACCCGUUGGAAGCUUCGUUAAUGAUGGGGGCCCAAUUUCAACAACUUGUAAACAUUUACGAGAGUUUUUCGUCUGCAUUUCCCCCAUUAAGAAGAAUCCCCUACCGAGAAUCCACGUACUCGGGUUUGGACUGGGGCAUCAAAGGCAACGAUUUGCGGCUGAAACAUUCAGAAAAUCAGGAGCGACAAUCAGUCGUCAUUGUCACAAACUCAUCAAUGCUCUUUGUUAUCUUUCCCCCGACUACAUUCGUCCCCCGGAACAUUAACCGUGUUGCACCGUGGAUAAGAAAUAAUCGGAAUUUAUAUCCUUACUUCAAGGACUGCAUUGGUGCAAUUGACGGGACUAUUAUACCUGCGUGGGUGCCAGAAGGACAACAAGCGAGAUGGGAAGGCAGCGCAAACGAUGCACGCAUUUUCAAUCAGACGUUGUCGGACCCCAGAUAUAAUUUCCCCUAUCCACCGCCCGGUAAAUUCUACGUGGAGGACUCCGGAUAUGCACUUUCGGGUUUCAUGACACCAUAUCGUGGUGAAAGAUACCAUCUUCCGGAGUGGUUGGGGUCUAACCAAUUGCCCGAAAAUGCUCGUGAGUUGUUUAACAGACGACAUGCCACUGUCCGUAAUGUUAUCGAACACAGCUUUGGUUUGCUAAAGGGGAAGUUUCCAAUGAUAAAGAGGUUGAUGCCAAACUACAAAGUUCAUUCCCAAACCGACAUAGUAAUAGCAUGUUGUGUCCUACACAAUUUAAUUCGGAUGCAUGAACCGCUCGAAAACAUGCCGCCUGAAUUCAGCAACCCAAAAUACGUACGACGACAUGAUCCAACUGAUCGGACUUUCCCUUUUAUGUCGAGUAAUAACUCCAACGUCGGCGGUGGUGAGCAUUGUGUGUUGCGUGAAAACAUAGCCCAAGCGCUAUGGGAGAACCGAAGAUAA
Molecule: messenger RNA, 1152 nt
Organism: Striga hermonthica
Lineage: Eukaryota; Viridiplantae; Streptophyta; Magnoliopsida; Lamiales; Orobanchaceae
Source: the annotation of a GenBank genome assembly